Sander lucioperca (pikeperch) is the source of this 1843-nucleotide messenger RNA. It is a transcript of the gene st13, whose product is annotated as ST13 Hsp70 interacting protein. The transcript has 13 exons. The record is from RefSeq and is a predicted model, not a curated record. NCBI's taxonomy places the organism in Eukaryota, Metazoa, Chordata, Actinopteri, Perciformes, Percidae. Bases 242 to 1312 code for a protein of 356 amino acids. Gene Ontology annotation, molecular function: protein dimerization activity; Hsp70 protein binding.
GAUGGUUGCGGAUUUGUACGCAUCGACCUGACAGGCCAAAUUCAGGGUUACAAACUCCCAGGUCCUCUAUCAGUCUGUCCGACUACUCGCCUGAAUGAAAACACAGGAGCGACGCCACUGCAAGUGAGGCAGAGUUGAGGUGAUAAAAAUCAACUGCAACCAUCCUCUGCGGGUUUCUUCUCAGGUUUCAACGGUGUACAUCUUUGUUCAGCGCGCUGUGUGCUGUACGUGACAGAGAAGCAUGGACCCACGGAAAGUGGCAGAGUUAAAGGCCUUCGUGCAGAUGUGCGAGUCCAAUCCCCAAAUUUUGCACCUUCCAGAGAUGAGCUUCUUCCGGACCUGGUUGCUUGGAAUGGAUGCAACAAUCCCUCCCCCAGCCAAGACAAAGGAGUCAUGCCAGGGUGGCUGUCCUUGUGGCCCUCCUCCUACAUCAGCUCCAGCUCCUGAGCCGGAGCCUCCUGUACUGUCUACGAGUGAGGAGAGUGAUAUAGAAAUAGACAAAGAGGGAGUGAUCGAACCAGACACUGAUGAGCCACAGGACAUGGGAGAGUUUGAAAACACUGAGGUCACAGAGGAGAUGAUGGACCAGGCCAAUGAGAAGAAGAUGGCAGCCAUCGAUGCUCUCGGAGAAGGUGAUCUGCAAAAAGCUCUGGAUCUUUUUACUGAAGCCAUCAAGCUGAACCCCUGCGUAGCCAUCAUGUACGCCAAGAGGGCAAGUGUCUUUAUCCAGAUGCAGAAACCCAACGCAGCCAUAAGAGACUGUGACAGAGCCAUCAGCAUCAACCCAGACUCUGCACAACCGUACAAGUGGAGGGGAAAAGCUCACAAGCUGCUGGGCCACUGGGAGGAGGCAGCCAAGGACCUGGCCACAGCUUGUAAACUGGACUAUGACGAGGAUGCCAGUGUAAUGCUGAAGGAGGUCCAGCCUAAGGCUAACAAAAUCAUCGAGCACAGACGCAAGUACGAGCGUAAGAGAGAAGAGAGGGAUGUCAAGGAGAAACAAGAGCGGAUAAAGAAAGCCAGAGAGGAGCAUGCACGGGCUCAGAGGGAGGAGGAAGCACGACAGUUCGGAGGAGGAUUCUUCCCAGGUCCUGCUGGAUUCCCAGGCGGAGCCCCUGCUGGCAUGCCUGGUCUCGGUGAACUCCUGAAGGAUCCUGAGCUGCUUAAUGCCAUGAAGGACCCUGAGGUGAUGACUGCCUUCCAGGAUGUGGCACAGAACCCGGCCAACAUCUCCAAGUACCAGAACAACCCCAAAAUCAUGGCGCUCGUCACCAAGCUGAGUUCCAAAUUUGGAGCUUCACCACAGCCGUAGACGGGACCGAGGAUGAGAGGAUACGUGGUGAAACAAUCUGGAGAGCCACACCGCUUUUCAACAAUUAUUCCACUGUGUGCAGAUCAGACAGGGGAGCAGGUGACGGGUUAAUUGGUGUCAUGUAGAGAAGGUGGGGCAACUUUUUAAAUGUUCUUAAUCAGCCUGUUAGCACUUAGCAACGUCUCAACAAAUCAAACCGAUGGUUAGGCGUCAGGUCUGAUAACCUCCACUGGCUCGUCUCAGCUGGGACUUUACUAAACCACAGGUUGACAUUUCUUAACCUGUAUCUGAAAACGCUAAACUGGAAGCUCCAGCAUACAAUAAUUCUUUUUUACAGCCAUUGAAUACGUGGUAACGGUUUAGGUUUUUUCUUUCUCCAAACAUAGCCGAGCUCUCACAAAGUGUCGCCACUUUUUGUAAUCGGGUCUAUUAUUAUAAAUGCAAAAAAAAUGGCUGAUCUUGAUGUUUGACCCUGUUGGAAAAGUAUGAUUAAUGAUGAUUCACAAUAAUAAAACCUCUGUUGCUUCAAAA